AUGGGUUUCACAACUAAUGAACCAAGAUAUAAUGUAUUUGCACGUGAUCUAUUGGACAUAUCAGCAACUGGAACGAAUGACUAUUUAUCAUCUCCAAUAAGUGUGUUCUUGCUUUUAACAACACUUCUCGGUUCAGGAGGACCCAAGGGUAAUACAAAAGUUCAGAUUGCUGAAGCCUUAGGACUUGAUGAUGUCAAAGAAGAUCAAAAAUUUGCUUCACGAAUUUUCGCUUUACUAUAUCAUAAUUUGACAGACGAAAAAAUAGAAGGAAAACAAAUUGUUUCAAUAGGAAAUGGAAUGUUUUUGCAGAAUAAAACCAAUAUAAAACUGAAUUUCUUGACCAGGAUGAGUAAUAUAUUCUACAAUGAUGUAUUAAACGUAGAUUUUACCAAAGUGGAAGAUGCUAGAAAAAAUAUUAAUGAAUGGGUUAGUAACAAAACAUGCCGAUUGAUUCCCACUGUUUUGGAGAAACCACUACCAGCGACUACUGUUCUUGCUUUAAUCAAUACCUUACACUUUAAAGGAAAAUGGAAAAAACCGUUUUCCAACUAUUCGACUACAGAAGGUAAAUUUAAGCCCAACAAUCAAUCCAUAAUAAAAAUACCGAUGAUGCACAUUACCGACAGCAUUGAUUAUGGUACAUUCCCAAAAUACAAAAUUCAUAUGAUUAGUAAAUCAUUCAUGAAUUCACGAUUUUCGUUUGUUGUGAUAUUGCCAACUGAACCGGGAAAACUCAAAUAUGUCGAUAAAGUGUUACGUGGUGACAUCAAACUGCCUCAUUUAGUGAGUAGACUUGAAAGUAAACAAGUUGCUUUAUCUUUACCGAGAUUUCGAUUGGAUUUCUCAAUUGAUCUUAUUGAAACGUUGAAAAACAUGUAUAUCACUGAUUUGUUUGACUCUAAUGAAGCAAAUCUUGGAGGAAUUACGAAUGCCAAAAUACAUGUACAAGUUCUUCAACAAAGUGUUGCUUUAAAAGUAAAUGAAGAUGGUGUGGAAGCAGCAGCUGCUACAGUAAUGGGUAUUGGUUUCAGAAGCGCUAGACCUCCCCCUAGUGUUCGUUUUGACGUUAAUGAAUCAUUUGUUUGUUAUGUUUAUGAUAAAAUACUGAAAACUAGUUUGUUUGCCGGUUGCUGUUACCAUUUAACAUUUCUGUACACACGUUAUUCUUCACGUUCCCUCAGCGCACAACGUACUCUCAGGGUAGGAGCAAACCGCCACGUGUUUGUAUCUCAUAAAAAGAUAUACUUCUGGAGCUAUUUUAACGAUCCGACUGAGUUGAACAUUAUACAUUCAAUGGCUGAAUCGUUAGCUCAAGCUGGAUUAUAUAUUGACGAUUUUUAUAAACUUCGAAUAGUUGAUCCUAGAGUCGCACAAGAAACAAACGAACUUAAGGAAGAAUGUGAAAAGUAUCUUUCAAAAAUGAACGACUUUAAGGUGAUUAUUGGAGAACUUUUCAACCUGAUCAGCUCUGUAGCUGAAAAAGUUGAAUCACAAAAGCUAAAAGCGAUUGGUUCAAGAAACCUACUUACCUCUAUGGAAAAGCAAAGAGACUUACAACAAAAACACUUGGAAUCCCAGAUAUUGGCCAAAAAGAAAGAUAUAGAUAGAUUGAAUGUUCAGUUACAAUCAUUACAAAAAGAAGAAGCUGAACAAACAGAGUUUAUUGAACGUUUUCUUAUGGGUCGUUAA
Molecule: messenger RNA, 1689 nt
Organism: Schistosoma curassoni
Lineage: Eukaryota; Metazoa; Platyhelminthes; Trematoda; Strigeidida; Schistosomatidae
Source: the annotation of a GenBank genome assembly